CCGUCGACAAGGUAUACACAGCUGCAGGUUUUCUCUUAUCUUUCUAACGAACCUUUGUUUCAACAUGGCGAAGGUAACUGUUAUACUGCUUGCCGUAUGCAUCGGCUCAACAACUCAAGAGACGACGAUGAAGUGCCAGAGCUCUGGGCACACCUACAACGUUGGUCAAAUGUACACUCAGCGCAACUGUGAACACUGCUCCUGUGAAGUGAAAGGACCCGUAUGUCGCAUAGGCGUCUUGUGUAUCCUGGGGAAACGCGAGGAGAGGGCUGUUGAGGCAUCGACGUGUGUACAAAACGGCGUCACCUAUCACGUGGGCGACACCUUCAGUGACGGGUGCAACACCUGCAUGUGUGACAAGUGGGGACCCCUCUGUACUGCUAUGUUCUGUGGUCAACAACUCGGCAAGAGAGGCAGCACGUGUGAGUAUGCUGGAGUGAGCCACGCCCUUGGGGACACAUUCUCUACCGGGUGCCACUAUUGUGUUUGUGAGGACACCGGGCCCAGAUGUCUUUCUCUGCCCUGCGGAAAACGCCAAACAUCCAAACAAACUUGUAAACACGACGGGAAGGUGUACAGCGACGGCGAGCAUUACGUUGAAUCCUGCAAGGAGUGCACGUGUACCGGGGAUGGUUGGAAAUGCGGUUCUUACUGGAUGUGUGAGCUAGGUCGAUAAAAGACAAGAGACCGGGUGAAGACAAUGUUUUAACAAAAUUAAACACUUCAUUUGAUGACAAUAAAACUGAUUUAAAACAUUA
This is a messenger RNA of Haliotis rufescens (red abalone), 758 nucleotides long. Its product is annotated as kielin/chordin-like protein. The record is from RefSeq and is a predicted model, not a curated record. The coding region runs from base 65 to 676 and encodes 203 amino acids. NCBI's taxonomy places the organism in Eukaryota, Metazoa, Mollusca, Gastropoda, Lepetellida, Haliotidae. The transcript is spliced from 5 exons.